UAAUGUAAUAUAAUACAUAGAUUUGCCCCUGUGCCAUUUACCCCUCCAGGCCCAACAACUCCCCUCGUGGACGCAGAAAUAAAAAAUGCCAUUAGGUCCUAUUGGCAUAGACCAUUUUUGAAUGCAUACUAAUAAAAUUUGUCACUGUCAUUCCCAGGAAGGCAUAUUUUGGGGGGAAAAAAUUAAAAGGUUUUUGGAUGUCAAAUUUAUUAGGAAUUAGGAUGUGGGAGUAACCCUUGGAACCCACCAAUGUGCCAACUUCCAAGGGUUUACCUUGAUGUCCUGUUUCCUACAGUUUGGAUUCAGGCAUGAAAUCACCAUUCAAGUGACCAAGGUCCAUAGUGUUUGACUUAUGUUGUUAAGUCUUUAAGUUAACAAUUAUUCUCUUUUUAUCAUCCUAUCUAGAGACCAUGAAGAGCCUUUCACAAAAUUAAUCUCUCAGGCAGCAGUAAAAGGCUUUUAAAUGGCACCUUCUUCAGAUUUCUGGUCGUAGAUUUGAUCUACUUUUUCUCUCUAGUCCAUAAUGCACAGAAAGUAAUCUGUGAAAAUAUCAGUUUUCAUGUACAAUGUAAGCCUGCUACUGGAGGCAUGUUGUAUGUAUUGAGUGUCUUCAGCCCUAAGGAGAGUCUGAUUACAGUGACUGUUAAACUGGAAGAAGAGAGUUGACAUUAAUGGACAAGAAUGCUAAAGAAUGUGUGAAGAUUUGAAGAAAGAGCUGACUGAAGUCAAAGAAGAACUUCAGUCUAUUGAGGGUCAAAUAGAAGAACUCCUUGAAAGACAGCAGUUUUUACUUGACAGAAAGGAUAAUUUGACAAAGCUCAUACAAAAUACCUCAGCUAAACCGGUGUCGUCUGCCUCAACAUCUAGCAGUGAUGGUGGAGAUGACUCAGAAAAAAAAUGGAACAAAUCUGAUUUCCCCUGGUCUCAGAAACUUGAUGAAAGGAGGAACGUCAUCUUCCAAAUUCCCAAUUACCGGCCACACCAGUUGGAGACCAUGAAUGCCACCUUGUCCGGGAAGGACUGUAUUCUGAUUAUGCCGACAGGUGGUGGGAAGAGCCUCUGUUUCCAGCUACCAGCUCUUGUUAGCAAAGGUAUCACCUUGGUCAUUUCCCCCUUGAUCUCCUUAAUGGAGGACCAGUUGAUGACUCUGCACAUCGUGGGCAUAAAGGCCACGCUGCUCAAUGCUGCCAGCUCUAAAGAGGAUGUCAAGGAGGUUCAUGACGCCAUGGCAACCAAAACUCCCAAACUAAAACUGUUGUACGUGACUCCAGAGAAGAUAGCUAAGAGCAAACGGUUCAUGAACCGGCUGGAGAAGAUGUAUGAAAUGGGAAACUUUGCACGGAUUGUAAUCGAUGAAGUGCAUUGCUGCUCACAGUGGGGUCACGAUUUUAGACCUGAUUACAAAAUUCUGGGCAUCUUGAAGCGUCAGUUUCCAGGGGUCCCUAUCCUUGGUCUUACUGCCACAGCCACCACCAAGGUCAUCCAAGAUGUCACAAAACUCCUGAACAUCCCACAGUGCUUGGUGCUCAAGGCUUCUUUCAACAGACCAAACCUUUAUUAUGAGGUGCGAGUGAAGUCAUCUAAUCUAAAAGACAACCUAGAUGAGAUUAGUAAAGUAAUUUUGACAAGAUUUCAAGGGGAAGCAGGUAUAGUGUACUGUUUCUCUCAAAAAGACACUGAGGAGAUCACAAGGGGGCUACAAGACAGAGGAAUCCCUGCAGGCUGUUACCAUGCCAACAUCUCAGCUGCUAGAAGAACCACUGUUCACAGAGAUUGGAUGCAGAACAAGAUCCAAGUGAUUGUGGCCACUAUAGCAUUUGGGAUGGGAAUAGACAAACCAGACGUGAGGUUUGUGAUCCAUCAUUCUAUCAGUAAAUCAAUGGAGAACUUCUAUCAGGAAAGUGGCAGGGCAGGCAGAGAUGACAAUAGGGCAUAUUGUAUAUUGUUCUUUCGUUUUGGAGACAUCUUCCGUCAGAGCACCAUGGUUUUUGUGGAGAGGACAGGACUUGAUAACUUGUAUGGAAUGCUAGGCUACUGUCUGGACACAGGGAGAUGUCGGCGUAGCAUUAUUGCUCAACAUUUUGGUGAAGCAUGGGAUUCUCUUCAGUGUAAUGGCAUGUGUGAUCACUGUGAUGCCAGCAGAACAGUCCAUGUUGAACUGGUGGACAUAACAAGCUAUUGCAAGGACAUUUUCACCAUCCUGACCGAGGCUGGUAGAACCAACCAGAAGGUCACAGGUCUCAAGCUGGUGGAAGCCUGGCUGGGGAAGGGGGUGGCCUCCCUCAGAGUGAAGACGAUCCAGGUGCCUGGCCUCAGUAGAGAGGACUGUGAGAGGGUCAUCACAUAUAUGAUUGUGGAGGGUUACCUGAAGGAGGUGUUCCAUUACACUGCAUACACUACAUACAGUUACCUUGAGCCUGGUCCAAAAGCAAAUAUGGUGAUCAAAUUUGACAAAAAAGUAAGUCUGAACUUUGAAAGGAAAGCAAGAAAGGAAAAGACAAAGCCAGUGGCAAUAAACUCUGAGAAAUCGGCAUUUGUAUCAAAUCCAGUUCCAUCCCAGUCAUUCAAUAAACCCGCCAUAAAAAGCAGCAGCAAAAAGGACAAAAUUAAACCUGUCAUUAUAAAUUCAGAGAAAUCAGCAUUUGCUGCUCACCCCAUUAUUUCUGAGGAUGGAAGCCAACCAAGUGCGAAAAAGAAGCAAGACAAGCCUAGUGUUAAAAAACGCAAACCUGUGGUACUUUCAGAUAGUGAUGAUGAAUUAGAUUUGGAUGACGAUGUAUAUUUGCCUCACUCUAAGAAACAGAAAGUCACAACGAAAAAAUUCAGAGAUAUGGACUCUGUUUCAUCUUCCUUGUCAAAGAAUUCUACUGUUGAUGGUACCAUCAGUGGUUCAAUGGAACCCCCUGUUGUAGUUCUGGAUGAUGAUAGUGAGGACUGUAGUGACUGGACUUCCCCAGCAGGUCCAGCUGCUGCUGCCAUAGCUAACAGUACCCCCCUGCCAGACAAGGAAUCACUGAGGACUAAAAAGAAAAGAAAAACGCCUUCAGUUUUAACUUCAGAAGGGGCUGGGAACAACUCUUCUGCAGACAGGAAAAUGAAAAAUCUCUCAUCAUCUGGAAAUAACUGUGAUGUGUCUCAUACUGAGUCUUGCAAUUCUAGUGGUGCACAGAACAGUAGCAGUGAGUUUGUGGAAUUGCAUUCCAUGUACACGUCUCAGCUCAGUGCAAUAGACCACCAUGUUGGCGAGAAAAGUAGUCCUGACACUAGUUACAGCUUUGCCAGUGGAGGGCAGCCGUCUUUUGAAAACAGUCCUCAAGGCAAUGUUUCAGUUGUCAAGAGAGGAGAUAAAAAAGAAAAAUCAUCAAAGCUGAAGCUACAUAAACAAAGCAAACUAUCAAAGCCUGAUUUCCAGGAUAACGCCUCCUGUGAUGGAGAUGAAAUGGAAACUCUUGAAAAAGUUUACAGCGAACAGUUAGAAAAAAUUGAGAAAGGAGAGAAGUAGUGCAUGACAAUUUAAACAUGAUAACACAUUAUGAUAGUAAACCAUAAUUUUGAGAAUUCAUUCUUUCUGUUGACAUUCUUAUACAUGUGCAUCAUUCUUGGUUUCAUCUAUAGAGGCUGUUUGGCUGUCCUUUCAUGAAAAGUUAUCUGUAAAACUUGUGCAGUUAUGUAGUGCAAUAAUUGUGUAAAAUGUAGAAUAAUGAAAUAUAGCCUUUUCUUCAUUUUCCUUUGGAGUGCGAGUUUUUUGAUAAUGCAAAAAGAGAGAGCUUCUGCUUUUGAAAAAAAAAAAAACAUUCUUAAAAGAUUUUUUUCUGAAACCAAUAUCUAAUAUUUAUAUUUUUAUAGGUAGAAUUUAUACCCUUCUUGUGUUUUAACAUGGAUUAAGCUGUCAUGGAUUAAACGAUUAAAUGAAAACUUCAGAGGCUUUUGCUUGGCUAGUGUUUUUUCAAGACUUGCUUAAA
Molecule: messenger RNA, 3962 nt
Organism: Lingula anatina
Lineage: Eukaryota; Metazoa; Brachiopoda; Lingulata; Lingulida; Lingulidae
Product: ATP-dependent DNA helicase Q1
Biological process (GO): DNA replication; double-strand break repair via homologous recombination
Cellular component (GO): chromosome; cytoplasm
Molecular function (GO): ATP binding; 3'-5' DNA helicase activity; four-way junction helicase activity
Source: RefSeq, a predicted model, not a curated record